Lytechinus pictus (painted urchin) is the source of this 4911-nucleotide messenger RNA. RefSeq names its product alpha-1A adrenergic receptor-like. Gene Ontology annotation, biological process: G protein-coupled receptor signaling pathway. NCBI's taxonomy places the organism in Eukaryota, Metazoa, Echinodermata, Echinoidea, Temnopleuroida, Toxopneustidae. Bases 1344 to 2498 code for a protein of 384 amino acids. Gene Ontology annotation, molecular function: G protein-coupled receptor activity. The transcript is spliced from 2 exons. Gene Ontology annotation, cellular component: membrane. The record is from RefSeq and is a predicted model, not a curated record.
GCAUUUGGUAGCCGGGCGUUGCGCUGUGAGGACGCAGUUGUCGAGGGUAUGCACUUGUUACCAAAAUUAAAGGCACACUCUGUUGGCUGUCAUCCUGCUUAAUGGAUUCGUCAACCGACGUACGGUAGCUGGUAACCAACCCAAGCAAUCAAGGCUUGACCUUGCAUUUGAGGAAGAGGGUAGAAAUCUAUAAAUCGGAGUGUUUUGGAAAACCGAGGGGCAUUUUGAAUGGUCUGUCAUCGCUGAAGAGUCGGAGAUUGCUUGCUCUUAUGAUAUUCUGCGCAUGUUUUCAUUUUUCAAAGUGGUAUUUUAAGCCAAUCCUAGGACGCCUCAAACUUUUCUGUAAUACCUCUACCGGCAUGUAUCACGUUACUCCACCAGAGGAAUUGAAAGUACAUUCAGGAUAUAAUCUGAGCUGAUUCUCAUUUUCUACCUCAAGUUUGGCGCCAUUAACUGGCUGAUAAACCUGGCUUUAUGGAGGAAUCAAAUUGUAAUGCUUCUCAACCAAGGUUCGAUAACCCCAAUUCGAUUCUCAUUCUCUAAACAUUUUUUUUUAUUGCUCACGGACACACCUGGUAGUUGACAUAAAAGCUCAACCACCCAGAGGAUCAUUGGCGGAUAUUGGCAGCCUUCUUUAGAUGGUACUUGAUCUCAUUAAACGGUCAAUGUAUCUCUUAUUGCUGGUUAUAUGGAGACUGUUGUAACUCAAUCUUCAAAUGACAUUGCUCACCUCGGAGGACAUACUGAUCAAUAUCUAAUUUUUGGUACAUACUCUGGUCUACAGCUCUCUCGCGAAAAAACGACAUUUUUCUUCUCGGCGUCACUAUCUUCAUAUAAUAUAUUAUCUUUAUUGUGAAGAAUAUACUGCAUGAUUAUUAUACGGGCCAUCACGUACUCAAAUGUUGAGAUUAAGUAAACAUCUUCUUCCUUGAUACACUUGAGGCUGCAGCAAUAAUAAUUAGAACAUUUGUUUUCUUAUGAGAGACGAAGAGAUUGAUCUUUAAGGUUUUGAGUUAUUAGUAUUUACCAUGGAUGAUUCUUACAAUAAAUGUCUAGUGACCAUGUUUUGACCUGAAUAACAAUUACGACUGUGACUUUGAUCAUCGCAUACAUCACAAAGGUCAACGCAAUCAGGAUAUGUUUGGGAUAGACUAUAGGAUAGACAUCUGAAUACAAUAAUCGCGGACAUUGAUUUUUUUUUCAUUGUCGUUGUCCUGAUUUAUACUCUCCUCGUUAGAGGUUUGGCUUUAAGAUUGGAAAUUUGUUGGGAUUCUCUUACACUACCAUAAAGUAAACUUAUUUCUUAUAACUUCAUCGACCCUAAAUCACAGGACUUCGUCAACAUGAAUGAAACGGACUUUGUCAUCACGGAAGCACCGUACGAUUAUGAAAGUCCUCUUCAUUAUACGGAGCGGAUUUUUCUUGCUAUGAUGUCGGCUCUCAUUGCCGUCGUCGGUCUCCUAGGGAACGGCCUCGUCAUCACCGGUGUGGCACUCUCAAGGAAGCUACGGACAGCGACCAAUGUUUACGUCGUCAACCUUAGUAUUGCCGAUAUGUUCACGUGCAUUCUCAUGCCUUUCCAUGUCAUCGCCGUGUUGAGUACGGAGACGUAUCCGCUCGCCGAAUGGACGUGUUCGAUCGCAGCGGCAAGCAGCAUCAUAUCGUCUGGGUGCAGUAUAUUUACCUUGGCCGCCAUCGCUCUCAAUCGCCUUUUCCUCGUCACCCAACCCAGUCAUCGCUACCGUAGCUUCUAUCGAACCCGUAACCUGGUCUUCACGACUCUCCUUACGUGGAUCGUACCGACAGUCUUCACCGUCUUCCCGCCCUUGUUUUCUAUCGGUGAGAUCGGAUUCGAUGAGAAGUACACUAGAUGCGGUCCAAAGCACACCGACAACGCCAGCAUCUACGACAUGAUGCUUGCAACCAUCUUCUACCCCGGCCCUCUCGUCAUCAUCAUCGUCUGCUACUGCAAAAUAUUCGCCUACGUGAAACGUCACAUGAAGACGAUGUCGUCUUCGGAACCCUCAUCGUCGUCGUUUCCGCCAAAGACGCCAUCCGACGCCGUUGCGACGUCGCCGCCCAUGUCCCGUACGUCCGAGUCGGCGGAGAAGGGGGAGAAGUUUUUCCAGGACUUAAACAGGAGACAAACCAAGCAGCAUUUUAGCAGACGACAGCUUGAGAUCACAAGGAAUCUCUUCUAUGUCGUGAUCGCUUUCUUUCUUUGCUUGACUCCGUACAGUGUUUCGUUGAUGAUCCCAGGGAGUGACCACAUCGUGCCUUAUGCUGGAGCUAUCUAUCUCUUAGGGAGCUGCGUCAAUCCGUUCAUCUAUGCUACAAAACAUCCUCAUUUUAAAAAUGUUAUCCGAUGCAUCAUCCAAUGUCGCUUCACAGAUAUCGACCAACCAGCCCAAUUUCUCCGCAGGAUCAUCUCCAACAAACAGAUGACACACAUUGUCAGCGGAAACAACCACUCCACCAAGAAAGAGCCACUGAAAUAACGGGCUCUAUGCAAAGGACGUUUCAUGAACAAGAAGACGUAUUGGCCAUUUGAUUUACCUAACUGCUUAAUGGUGUAGUUCUUGUUUUACAUGGGAUAUGGUGGACCUGAAAGGGGACAUAUAGCUUUAAUCCCAUCGAGUGGGCAUUGCAACGAGGGCACUGGAUGAGCGGGUGCUGAACGAUGCGAAGACAUCGAAGUUCGAACCUCUGAUCUCUGCAUCUCUUAUCUUACUCCGACAUAGACGGCAUGCCAGUCGGAACUUUGCGUCAUUAUCAAGGAAUCCAGAUUUUUUUAGCAAGGAUUAAUGCAUUCGAGGAACAUUUCCUUUUUUUGCGAUUUGUACCUUUAUAUGUAGGCAUUUGUAUAUAUCGAUAUGUUUCUUAUUACUGGAAAUCAAUGAAUACGUUAAGCUUAAGUUGGCUAUUGUGUUGAAGAGCGCAUCGAAUGAGUUUCGAACUCUAGACUCUUCUGCGUUUGGUACGAGCAUACACAUCUCUGCCACUGACCACUGAGCCAACAGGAGAGGAUGCGAUCAAGGAUGCGGUGAAUUCGGAGCAGUUCUGGGUCGAUGUACAUCCUGCGUCUUCACGGAUCAUCCCUGUGGUUUACUAACGGUUGGAGACAAGGUGAUCUUCAAAUUACACAAGGCAAAAGGAUUCCUUGAUCAAAUUAGCUCCGAUGGUGACGAUGACGGAGUUGCGGUCGCUCGCUGAAUCACAGACUUCUUGAAGACGAAUAGGAAAAGACAGCAUAUCGCGAAGGAGCAGAUAGGCACGACCAGGGAUCUGUCUAAUCAUGGCAGCCUCGGCCUGUAAAAUGAUAACGUUCAGAGAGGUGAAUUCUAAGGGCCAGGUGCAUUUUGGCCUGGAUACUACGUGAGAAGACUCUGAAUAUAAUGUCGAAGUUCAAUUGAGCGAAAUCAGGUUAAGAUAUCGGAAAAACAACACGAAGACAUUGCGCACAGUACCCACAGUUGAUGAUGUGUUAACCAUACAAAAUGCCUCAUACAUUAGUUCCAAAUCGUUUAUUAUUUUAUGUGUACUCUUUAGCAACGGUAUAAUGAGCAAAAGAAAUCAAUGUGGACUGACGGAGAAUUUAUUACAUUUCAUUUUUUACAUGAAAAUAUGAAGAUUCAACAUUUCCUAAUUAAUUAUGAUUAUUCUGUCAUGUAUUUGUUGGACAAUUUGAAAUAAUUUGGCCUUUGAUAUUGAAAGAAACAAGUACCAGCUAGAAGAGUAGAAUGAAAGACGGCCUAUUAAAGCAUAUAUUUUAGAAAAUUUGAUGCAAAUUAAUCACCUAAUCUAACGAACCCAUUUUAAUUGUCGAGAUACCAUUAUUGCCUUGGACUAAUAACGGGUAGAAAUCAACUGUUUGUUUGUAUAUUUGUAAAGGCUUUACUUUACGAGCAUGUGCGACGACAAUCGGGAUGGACCAAAAAUCUCACGAAUUCGCCGCGCAUGCUCACGAGCGUUGCACUAUAUCUGACUCCUAAAGUGAUAUAUUGUUCUACAUGGAUUUAAGUGAUGUUAUUACGAUGGAACUUUUCAAACAGUUCCGGUUGUCGAACUGUCAUCUGUUAUAACUGUUUGACAUGACAUCUUGUUGUAUGACGUAAUGCAGAUAUUAAAGAUACCUUUCAAAUAUAUUAGGGAGGGUCAUUUUCAGUACCAUCAUGCACCUGCAUCGAUGGAAAGCCAGCAAUGCCUACAUCUAAAAAUACAUGCUUGUUCAAAUAUUUCUGGAGAUGAUGUAUUUUCAAAUUCAUUGAUUUCUUGACAAUUUGGUUUGUUUGCCUUUGAUACAAAGGACAUUUUGCAAAUUUCCUGUAGAAAAAAUAAUGACACUGAUGGAUUUCCAUAGACUUACGAUUAAUUGGAUCAAUCAUAACUCUUUGUAAGACGGGGCCCAGAUCAUUAUCAUUCCCUGCAUUCGCAAUACCAAUUUACCGGCAGGGGGACUGUUUCAGAAAACCGUUCGUAAAGUUACGUCUGACUUUAAGAAUGAAUGGAAUAUCUCUACAACAUAAUGAUGACGAUAUGAAAUUUGUAAAUAUAUCUUGAUUUAUAAUAAUGAAAGCAAAUAUAAUGCCUAUCAAUUUGCUCACAAUCAUUUCGAUUUGCACUGCUGAUAUCCCUAUUAAAAAUGAAGUCAAUUUUAUUUUUGAAAAAUGCCUCAAAUAUCGUGCCUUUGACAUAUUUCAAUGACAGUGUCCAGUCAGAUGAUAACGCUUUGGUUUGAAGUAUGUUUAAUUGUAUAAAUGAUUGACAAAAAUUAUAUCUAUGUGCAGGUAGUCAACGUUGUGUGUAAAUGUAUGUGAUGCAAAUAAUUGAAUUUUUAACUCAUGGUGUUUUAUACUUGUAGAUCAUGAAGCACUAGUUACAUAACGAAUAAAAGGGCAUUAACCCAGAUAA